Racocetra persica is the source of this 311-nucleotide messenger RNA. Lineage: Eukaryota; Fungi; Glomeromycota; Glomeromycetes; Diversisporales; Gigasporaceae. The record is from the annotation of a GenBank genome assembly.
AAGAUAAGACAGAAAAGAUAAAAAAUAUUGUGUUACUUCGUAAAAAGGAAAACCAUUUGGAAAAUGAAUUAAAGGUGUUAAGCGGGCUUCCUUUGCUCUAUACUGGAACAACUCUCGAUAAUGUUUCUUCUAUCAAGAUAGUGGGGCUUGUGUAUGAUAACAAAGAAAAUCUUCAAACUAUUUAUCCGGAACAUGGCGAUAAAAUUAUUAAGGUUAAGAAUGUUAUCAAUUCUUUGGGAACAGAAAAAAAGGCAAUUAAAAAAAUUUCUCUUUCAAUCAAGUUAUUAAAAAUUGAUAUUUUGGGUAAAAAG